Messenger RNA from Gastrolobium bilobum, 1310 nucleotides. RefSeq names its product aspartic proteinase Asp1-like. Gene Ontology annotation, molecular function: aspartic-type endopeptidase activity. NCBI's taxonomy places the organism in Eukaryota, Viridiplantae, Streptophyta, Magnoliopsida, Fabales, Fabaceae. The transcript has 8 exons. The record is from RefSeq and is a predicted model, not a curated record. Bases 35 to 1282 code for a protein of 415 amino acids. Gene Ontology annotation, biological process: proteolysis.
CCAAUCCCUCUUUUCCCUUUUUUCUUUUUUGAAGAUGGAUGUGAAAAACAGGGGAGUUCCAUUGACCACUAUCUUGCUCUUUCUGCUCCUUUCUGCCAUUUUCCCAUCCUCUUUCUCAGAAGCCAUACAUCCCCUCAACAUCACGAAGGUUGCUAAUUCCUUUGGUUCCUCUGCCGUUUUCCCGAUUCAUGGAAAUGUUUAUCCACUUGGGCAUUACACGGUGUCCCUGGGCAUUGGCAAUCCCCCAAAGCCUUACGACCUAGACAUUGACUCCGGUAGUGAUCUCACUUGGGUUCAGUGUGAUGCACCAUGUAAAGGUUGCACAAAACCUCGCCAUCAACUUUAUAAACCUCACAAAAACCUUGUGCAAUGCGCGGAUCCCUUGUGUGCUGGAUUAUCAGGCCAUCAAUGUGCUGCCCCAACUGAGCAAUGUCACUACGAGGUUCAGUAUGCAGACCAUGGAUCAUCUUUUGGUGUGCUAGUCCGAGACUAUGUUUCUCUCCGAUUCGCCAAUGGCUCUUCUAUACGCCCUGGUUUGGCCUUUGGGUGUGGAUAUGAUCAGAAGUACUCUGGUCCUUCCUCGGCACCUUCCACAGCAGGGGUUCUUGGCCUUGGCAAUGGCAAGACAGGCAUUUUGUCCCAGCUUCGAUCUCAGGGCCUGAUUCGCAAUGUUGUGGGCCACUGCUUAAGUGGGCAAGGAGGAGGGUUUUUAUUCUUUGGAGAUGGCCUCAUUCCCCCAUCUGGAAUUGUUUGGACACCAAUGCUGCAGGGUUCCUCCGAAAAACACUACAGCUCAGGUCCAGCAGACCUGUUGUUCAAUGGAAAGCCUACUUCUGUUAAAGGUCUUCAACUUAUCUUUGAUAGUGGGAGCUCCUACACAUACCUCAAUUCCCUGGCUUAUAAAGCUAUUAUUGAUCUUGUUACUAAUGAUUUAAAGGGGAAGCCUUUGAAUAGAGCAGUUGAGGAUCGAUCACUACCAAUUUGUUGGAAGGGUGCAAAGCCUUUCAAAUCUCUACGUGAUGUCACCAACAAUUUUAAGCCCCUAACACUGAGCUUCACAAAAUCAAGGAAUUCCCAGCUGCAACUACCACCGGAAGCUUAUCUAAUUGUCACUAAACAUGGCAAUGCCUGCUUGGGGAUUCUAAAUGGCACUGAAAUAGGACUAGGAAAUAUCAACAUAAUUGGAGACAUCUCUUUACAAGAUAAGGUAGUGAUUUAUGACAACGAGAAACAGCAGAUUGGAUGGGGCUCUACCAAUUGUAAAAGACUUCCCAAGCUAUAAUCAAUAUAUUUUGACUGCCUAUAACGUU